Molecule: messenger RNA, 3706 nt
Organism: Drosophila mojavensis
Lineage: Eukaryota; Metazoa; Arthropoda; Insecta; Diptera; Drosophilidae
Gene: slmb
Product: beta-TrCP
Exons: 8
Coding region: 608-2140 (510 amino acids)
Molecular function (GO): protein dimerization activity
Source: RefSeq, a predicted model, not a curated record
GUCCGAAUAUACUGCGAACAUUUGGUACAACUCUAACAUUUACGUGCCGUUGCUGAUUAAUUGUGAAGAAAAAUUGUAAAAAAUAUUUAAAAAUUUAUGUUUAUUAGUGUCACACAAAUAUACGUGCAUUUGCGGGCGACUGCACGGUGUGAUAAAAAAUAUUUUAGUGUGUUAAACGAACAGAGAAGGCAAACGAACAACUGGCAAACGAAAAGAAUGACUUGUCAAAGAGAAUAACAUGAAUUUGUUGUAGGCAGUAACGCGCGGCGUGGUGAAUAUGCAUGUACAUAUAUAAAGCGCGAACGAGUAAGCAAUGAAAAUUUUAAGUGAGUAAAAACGAGAAAGCGCUAAAGUCACCACCCGAGAAGAGAGUUAUUGCAGAGGGACAACCUCAAAUAAAAUUUUGUAAUUUUUUGAAACUUACCAAUAAUGCCCAAUUAUAAAUUAUAGUCCAAAACCUCUGUGCUAAAUAUACUCACAUUAUUUGAUUUAAUUGCGAAAAAAGAAAUUCCUGAGUGCGUGUGUGCGUGAAUCACAGAUCAGCAGUCAAAGCAGCUACAAAAAUUUAACAAACACAACAACAAAAAACAACAGCGAAAACAACACAAUGAUAAAAAUGGAGACUGACAAAAUAAUGGACGAGACUAACUCCAAUGCACAAGCAUUCACAACCACAAUGCUGUACGAUCCGGUGCGCAAGAAAGAUUCAUCACCCACAUAUCAAACAGAGCGGGAUGUUUGCUUUCAGUACUUCACACAGUGGAGCGAAGCCGGACAGGUGGACUUUGUCGAGCAGCUGCUAUCGCGCAUGUGCCACUAUCAGCACGGACAGAUCAAUGCCUACUUGAAGCCGAUGCUACAGCGCGACUUUAUCACACUGCUGCCAAAAAAAGGUCUCGAUCACAUUGCCGAGAAUAUUUUAUCGUAUCUGGAUGCGGAGUCCCUUAAGUCUGCCGAGCUGGUGUGCAAGGAAUGGCUUCGCGUCAUCUCCGAGGGCAUGUUGUGGAAGAAGCUGAUUGAGCGCAAGGUGCGCACUGAUUCGCUGUGGCGCGGCCUGGCCGAGCGUCGCAAUUGGAUGCAACAUCUGUUCAAGCCACGACCCGGCCAAACACAGAGACCGCACUCAUUCCAUCGGGAACUAUUCCCCAAGAUCAUGAAUGAUAUUGACAGCAUAGAGAACAACUGGCGGACUGGACGGCACAUGCUGCGCCGCAUCAAUUGUCGAUCCGAGAACUCAAAGGGUGUCUAUUGCUUGCAGUACGAUGAUGGAAAGAUUGUGUCCGGCUUAAGGGAUAAUACAAUUAAGAUAUGGGAUCGGACGGAUUUGCAGUGCGUCAAGACACUAAUGGGACACACUGGCUCAGUUCUGUGCUUACAAUAUGAUGACAAGGUGAUCAUUAGUGGCUCCAGCGAUUCCACGGUGCGUGUAUGGGACGUCAACUCCGGGGAUAUGGUGAACACACUGAUUCAUCACUGUGAGGCGGUGCUACAUUUACGUUUUAACAAUGGCAUGAUGGUCACAUGUUCUAAAGAUCGCUCCAUUGCGGUCUGGGACAUGACUUCGCCCAGCGAAAUUACGCUGCGUCGCGUCCUAGUCGGCCAUCGUGCCGCCGUAAAUGUAGUGGACUUUGAUGAGAAGUAUAUUGUGUCUGCCAGUGGGGAUCGCACUAUCAAAGUGUGGUCGACAUCGAGCUGUGAAUUUGUGCGUACACUGAAUGGCCACAAGCGUGGCAUCGCUUGCCUGCAAUACAGGGAUCGGCUAGUGGUUAGCGGCAGCUCCGACAAUUCAAUUAGGCUGUGGGAUAUUGAGUGCGGAGCUUGCCUGCGCGUGCUGGAAGGUCAUGAAGAGUUGGUGCGCUGCAUCCGCUUCGAUACGAAGCGCAUUGUCAGUGGUGCCUACGAUGGUAAAAUUAAGGUCUGGGACUUGGUUGCAGCGCUGGAUCCACGCGCCGCCUCCAAUACACUGUGCCUCAACACCCUCGUGGAACAUACUGGUAGAGUUUUUCGCCUUCAAUUCGAUGAGUUUCAAAUCGUCAGCAGCUCACACGAUGAUACUAUUUUGAUAUGGGACUUUCUAAACUUCACGCCCAAUGAGAAUAAGACCGGCCGAACCCCAUCGCCGGCCCUUAUGGAACAUUAACAUUUUGUGCAAAUGCAGCUGCGGGCACUUCAGCUCUAUUCCUCGAGCGAUGAGGAGGGGCAAGAGGGCGACGACGAUGACGACGACAACGAGGGCCGUGUAAAUGCAGAACAUGAGAAUAUUGAGCUCGAGUCAUUUGGUUAUAAUGUUGAUAAUCUUUAUAAUGCUGUUCAAGAAAACUAAUGAGUAAUACUAAGCCAGCAGAUAGCAUUGAGACUCGUCCAUUAAAUUAUGUUGAACCCAAGAUACUGCGAUCUCCGAUUUUACUGAAAUGCACUAAAAAAAGAAAAAGAACAUUACAAAAACAAAACACAAAAAAACAUAAAACAAUGAUAAAAAAAAAAAAAAAAAAAGAAGAAAAGAAACAUAAAAAAUAUUAGCAUUAAAUAGAAACACACGCGUAAUAUGAAUAAAUGAAUUGAUUGAAUAAUACAAAAAAGAAAACCCAAUAAUAAAUACGAGAAGAGCAUCAAAAAUAUUUUUGCAUAAACUGGCUGUUAGGUUUGAAAAAUAUACGAAAAGAGAAAAUCAUAUAUAAUAUAUACCUAAUAUAUAUAUAUAUGCUUUACAUUAUAAACAGAAUUAUAUAUUAGUAAUUAGACAUUCUACAAAUAAUUAAGGUCAGUGUAAAUCGUUGAAUCGACUGCUACUGCUUGCUGCGGCAGUAUCGAUACAAAAUGUGUAACUAAUAUUUAGCUCAAAUAACUAAAGAUCGCAUUGGGCUGAGUGCGAUUUUAAGAUAAAUUUGAAUUUUCUGGUACGUUAUAUAUUCCUGAUAUGUGUUAGGCUAUAUUCUAGAGUAAAAACUGUCAGAUCUGUCAGAGCAUAGUCUAUGUAUAAAAUGUUAGUUGAAAGCUUCAUCUAUUUGGUGACCACAUAUAAUUCUGUCGGUUUUCUCAACAUUACGAUUCGCUUUUAUCAUAGUGCAUACUAUUUUAAAUUAAUUUUCAUCUCUGAUGUUUAAUUAUGUUCAAAUUGAAAAUUCAAGCUAACAUACGCGAAGAUACAUAUUGAAACAAAUUGAAAAUAUUAAUUAUAUAUAAGAAAAAUACAUGGAAAGUCGUGCUUGUUUUUACUGAGCCAGAAUUUUAGCAGUGGGGCAAAACUUUAUUAAUAAACAUAUAUACUGCAAAAAAUAAAGGAUUUCUAUAACUAUACAUUGGUAGAUGUUAUACACUGAACCCCACAUAAAGAGAAAUAAAUAUAAAUAUAAAUAUAUAUAUAUAUAUACGGAAAUUAGCUAAAUUUCAUGUUUAAAUAAUUCACAGAUUGUAACCGAUUGAGAAUUCUUUUUAUUGUGUAAAUUUAAUUUUAAAAGUUAUUUUUAAGAAUUGCCACUUCCGCGCGCGUAAUUUAUGUAUAUAAUGUUUUAAAAUAAGGCAAAGAAAGUUUAUAAAAAUUGAAAUACUAUAUGUAUGUAUAUGCUUACAUACACAAUAUAUAAACCUGUUUAGUGGAAAUGCUUGUUGAAAUUGGCAAAGGAACUGCAACUUGCGCAAAUUGGUAAAAUAUAUAUAUAUUCUAUUAUAUUAUAUAUUAGAAAUAAAAAAUUGUGUAUAAUUACUA